Messenger RNA from Dimorphilus gyrociliatus, 2705 nucleotides. Lineage: Eukaryota; Metazoa; Annelida; Polychaeta; Dinophilidae. The record is from the annotation of a GenBank genome assembly.
GUUGUGAAAGAACUUUGAAUAUUCGUUAAUUUCAUAGUCAAAAAGUUUCUUUCAUUUAAAGUAAUAACCAAAAGAAUAUAUAAAGGAAAAAUAAAUAGAAAAUGAGGCUUUCUAUUAGCUGCCUCAUUUUUUUGUCUCUAUUUCAAAUUGUUUUAUCUAAUGGAUCAUUAAAACAACCCGAUUCAUCGGAUCUUUCUCAAAUUGCAGAGAAAAAAGCAAUUGAACAAAAAAAGCUUGCCAUGCUUCGAACUCUCCAAGCAAGAGUUAAGAGCCAAUUAUCGAUUCAACAGAGGACACUAGCCCAACAAAAAAGAAUUCAACAGAAACUCAGAGCUCAGCAAUUGGCUCAGCAAAAAACACUUCUCCAACAGCGUUUGCUUCAGCAAAGCAGGCUUUCCCAACAACAAGCAGCAGUUCACCAAAGAAUAUUGGCUCAACAACGAGCAUUCCAGGAAAGGCUCAGAACACAGCUAGUGGUUCAACGAAGAAGAUUGGAUCAGCAACUAGAAGUUCAACAAAACAAACUUGUUCAACAACAAGAAAUUCAGCGAAGAAGACUAGCGCAACAACAAUUAAUUCAUCAAAGGAGAAUUACUCAGUUACAAACAAUUCAACAAAGACUCCAAAAACAACAAGUAGUUUUACAAACCAGACUGGCCCAGCAAAGAUUGCUUCAGCAAAAAAAACUGGCUCAACAACAAAAAAUAUUGGCACAACAGAGACUAACUCAGCAAGCAAGACUUGCACAGCAACGACUACAACAACAAUUGAGACUUGCGAAGCAACAGGCAGUAGUUCAUGAAAGAAUAUUGGCCCAACAACGAGCGUUUCAACAUAAACUCAGAGUGCAGGAAACGGUUCAAUCAAGAAAAUUGGCUCAUCAACGACUAAUUCAGCAAAAUAGAUUUGCCCAACAACGGAAACUUCAGAAAAGAAAACUAGCACAACAAUUAUUAAUUCAUCAAAGGAGAGUUGCUCAGCUACAGGCUAUCCAACGAAAACUUCAAGGGCAACAAGUAAUUCUGCAAAAUAGGUUUGCACAACAACGAUUAAAUCAGCAAAGAAUAUUGACUGAACAACAAAGAAAGUUAGUACAACAACGUAUGGUUCAGCAAAGAAUACUUACACAGCAACGAUUGGUUCAGCAAAGGACACUUGCUCAGCGACAAGCAGCAACUCAUCAAAGAAUAUUGGCCCAACAACGAGCAUACCAGCAGAGAUUCAGAGCACAGUUAUUGGCUCAUCAGAAAAGAUUAGAACAACAGCGACAAAUUUAUCAAAGAUUACUGAUUCAACAACGACAAAUUCAACAGAACUUUAGAACAAAGCAACUGGCCCAGCAGAGAAGACUUAACCAACAGCGUGUGACUCAACAAAGAAAACUGGCACAACAACUAACAGCAGUUCGUCAAAGGAUGUUGGCCCAACAACAAGCAUUCCAACAAAGACUCAGAAUACAGCAGAUAACUCAGCAAAGGAAACUAGCUCAACAACAACAAAUCCAAAACACAAGACUUUAUCAACAGCGUUUCAAUCAGCAAAGAAAACUGGCACAACAACAAGCAACAGUUCGUCAAAGGUUGUUGGCCCAACAACGAGCAUUCCAACAAAGAUUCAAUGCACAGGAAUUGGCUCAUCAAAGAAAAAUAGCACAACUGCGACUAAUUCAACAAAGACUAUUGGCCCAUCAAAGACGAAUUCAACAGCAAUUCAAGGCACAACAACUGAUUCAGCAGAAGAGACUAGUCAACCAGCGUGUGAUUCAACAAAGAAGAUUGGCACAACAACAAGCAGCAGUUCGUCAGAAGUUGUUGGCCCAACAACGUGCUUUUCAACAUAGACUUAGAAUACAGCUGUUAACUCAUCAAAGAAGAUUAGCACAACAGCAACAAUUGCAAAACUCAAGACUUACCCAACAGCGUGUGGUACAACAAAGAAGACUGGCACAGCAACAAGCAGUAGUUCGUCAAAGGUUGUUGGCCCAACAACGAGCCUUUCAACAUAAACUCAGAAUGCAACAAAUUGCACAGAAAAGAGCACAAGCAAUAGUUCAUCAAAGGUUGGUGGCCCAACAACGAGCUUUUCAACAAAGGCUCAGAGCACAGCAGCUGGUUCAUCAGAGACGAAUAACACAACUACGAAUACUUCAACAAAGAUUAUUGGCGCAUCAAAGACAAAUUCAACAAAAAUUCAAAACACAGCAGCUGGUUCAGCUGAGGAGACUAGCCAACCAGCGUGUGAUUCACCAAAGACAACUGACCCACCAACGUCUAGUUCACCAAAAACUACUGACCCACCAACGUCUGGUCCAACAUAAAAGACUGAUCCACCAACAAUUGGUCCAACAAAAAAGACUGAUCCACCAACGUCUGGUCCAUCAGAGAAAAUUGGCCCAACAACAAGCAGCUGUUCGUCAUAGGUUAAUAGUCCAACAACGAGCCUUUCAACAUAAACUCAGAGUACAACUAUUAGCUCAUCAAAAAAGACUAGCACAUGAACGACUAGUUCAGCAAAAACACUUGGCAAAACUUCGAGCAAUUUAUUUGAAAAAACUAAGAAGCUAGGGCUUUACAAAUGACUUGAAAACGAAAUGAAAACGAUAAUAGAAUAAUGAAGAAUAUAUUAGAUUCAAUUUAAAAACAAUGAUACUUAAUUGCACAUUAUAUAAAUUAAAGAAUUUUAUUGAAAAGUAUAUCUUGUCAAUG